AUGGAUGUGAAUCGAAAUUGUCCAACAACAUCUCCAUUAGAUGAGUUAAAACCACCAAUAUUUACACCACAAGAACGAUCUUCAUCAAUCUUACCUAAUGAAUUAAGUGUGGAAAUAAAUCCAAAUGCAUAUGCUCUUAAUCUAACACAUAUAACAGAUGUUCAUACACCAAUUAAUAGUUUAUCAUUUAACGAACAGUUACGUCUUGAACGUGAUAUAGCUCAUCAAUCAUCAGUUCUAACUCGAAAUUCAUUUACAACAACAUAUUCAAGUUUACAAACAAUGCUUUCACAAAUGCAAUUAAAAGUUGCUGCUGCAUUUCUUCAAGAAACCGAAUAUUUACAACAACGUGAACAAAGACUUGAAUAUGAAGAACAAUAUUUAUCCGAACAUAAAAAACAAUUAGAAAAUAUACGUUAUGAACGAGAACGUAUGGAAGAAGAUUUUACUAAAAUAAAAGAUCGUCUAGAAUCAGCUGUUAUGCAUGUAACAAAAUUCAAAACAGAUGGAACAGAAAUUUUACAAACAUUAUUUUCUGAAUCACGUCAUAUAGAUGAACAAUUAUCUGAAUUAAUAUCAGAAUCAAUGGCAUCACUUAUUCGUUCUCGAACAAUAAUUAAUUGUAAAACAAAUGAUUUUAUACAUAAAUCUGAUGAUAUUCGUUCGGAAUUAAAUGAUCGUAUAACAUUAAUACGUAAUACUGAAAUAGCUAUAUCAAUGAUGCUUGAAUUAGUUAAUGUAUUAAAUCAAUUAAAUAUUGAACAUUCACAAGAUCUUUCAAUUGUUAAAACAGAUUUCGAUAGAAAAUAUCAAGAUUUUACUGAUUUAUCUCGAACAAUAAAACAUGAUUGGGAUAUUAAAAAAGAAGUUGAACAAAUACGUUUAUUAGAAAAUGAAAAAAAUCAAGUACAAACAGAAUUAUUAGAACAAACAUUAUUACUUGAAAAUCUUAAAACUGUCUUAGGAAAAGCUAUUAUUCCUUAA
Molecule: messenger RNA, 984 nt
Organism: Adineta steineri
Lineage: Eukaryota; Metazoa; Rotifera; Eurotatoria; Adinetida; Adinetidae
Source: the annotation of a GenBank genome assembly